This is a messenger RNA of Contarinia nasturtii (swede midge), 1629 nucleotides long. It is a transcript of the gene GatA, whose product is annotated as glutamyl-tRNA(Gln) amidotransferase subunit A, mitochondrial. NCBI's taxonomy places the organism in Eukaryota, Metazoa, Arthropoda, Insecta, Diptera, Cecidomyiidae. Gene Ontology annotation, cellular component: mitochondrion; glutamyl-tRNA(Gln) amidotransferase complex. The record is from RefSeq and is a predicted model, not a curated record. The coding region runs from base 102 to 1604 and encodes 500 amino acids. Gene Ontology annotation, molecular function: glutaminyl-tRNA synthase (glutamine-hydrolyzing) activity. The transcript has 5 exons. Gene Ontology annotation, biological process: mitochondrial translation; glutaminyl-tRNAGln biosynthesis via transamidation.
UUUGCAAUUGCAACCUAACCUCGACAUUUUGAAAAACAGUUCAUUAUCAUUUUUCGGGGAGUCAAAUUUGCCGGAACAAAAUACCUAAAUGUUUCACAGAUAUGAAUAAAUUGAUAUCUUUGAAUAUAAAUCAGCUGGUGCAAUGUUACAAAACAAAAAGUGUUGAUCCAAAAGAUGUAACGAAACUCUGUUUAGACUUGUCUCAUCGGUAUAAGCAUUUAAAUUAUUUCAUCAGCCGAUGUGAUGAACAAGCAGCAGAGCAAGCACAACAAUCGUCAGAGAGAUGGCAAAAAGGGAAACCCAUGGGAGAAUUAGAUGGAAUACCAAUUGCAGUCAAGGAUAAUUUCUGCGUUAAAGGGCUACCGACAACAUGUGCAUCAAGAAUGCUUGAAAACUUUGUACCUUCGUAUAAUGCAACGCCUUUCAAUCGAUUGAAUGAUGCUGGUGCAGUAUUUAUGGGCAAAACGAAUCUUGAUGAAUUCAGCAUGGGCUCCGGAGCGGUUGAUUCCAUUUUUGGUCCAACGAAGAAUGUUUGGCGAUCCGAUGAUGGUCAUAUAGCCGGCGGCAGUUCAGGUGGUUCAGCAGUAGCAGUGGCAUCUGGAAGUUGUUUUGCUGCCUUAGGCUCAGACACCGGAGGUUCUGUACGAAAUCCAGCUUCAUAUUGUGGAUUAAUUGGCUUGAAGCCAACAUACGGUCUAGUUUCACGUCAUGGUUUGAUUCCGCUAGUGAAUUCAAUGGAUGUGCCAGCAAUUUUAACGCGUACCGUUGAUGAUUGUGUUGCUAUUUUAAAUACCAUUGCUGGUCCCGAUUCCAAUGAUGCUACAUGCAUGCGAAAACGUUACAGUCAAAUUGAAUUAUCCGACGUUGACGACAUUUCAAUGAAAAACAUUCGAAUCGGAAUUCCAAAAGAGUACCAUUGCAAUGGGCUUGCAAAGGAAGUCCUUGACACAUGGAUUAAAAUUGCUGAUAUAUUAGAGGAUGGCGGUGCAAAUGUCGUAGACAUUUCGUUACCAAACACCGAAUCAUCCAUAUUUGUUUAUACAAUAUUAAAUCAAAGUGAAGUAAGCAGUAAUAUGGCUCGGUACGAUGGCAUCGAGUACGGAUAUCGUACCAAAGAAUGGAGCAGCACUGAACAAUUUUUCGCAAUCAAUCGACAAAUUGGUUUUAAUAGUGUGCUAAAGAAUCGUAUAUUAUGCGGAAAUUACUUUCUAUUGAGCAAAAAUUUUGAGAAAUAUUAUUUGAAAGCGUUAAAAGUACGGCGGGCUAUUAGAAAUGAUUUUGAUAGUGUGUUUCAUAACAAAGAUAAAACACAGAAUGUCGAUCUCAUUUUAACGCCAACCACGUUGAGCGAUGCACCUCUUUAUAGUGAUUUUACGAAAAAUAGCAAUCGAGAUCAGUGUGCGGUACAGGACUAUUGCACUCAGGCAGCAAAUAUGGCUGGUAUUCCAGCGAUAGCAAUCCCUAUUCGGUUAUCAGAUCGUGGUUUACCACUUAGUCUACAAUUAAUGGGUCCAAGAAAUUCGGAAAAACAACUCCUAACUGCUGCCAAAUGGAUUGAGAACCAAGUGAAUUUUCCAUUUUUUCAGUUCUUAGAAGGAAAUUAAAAUAAAUUAUAUUCGACAAAAACUA